AAGAGAGAACUGCGAUGUUUGAGAAGGUAGUCGACAUCGUUAAGAGCGCCAACGGCGUACACACGAAGCAAAUAUACAAGCAACUAAAUGCAGACGUUGGUUCCAUGACUCAACUCAAGCAGAAGCUUCUGAAGAACUUGGAAAACAACCACAAAAUAGUAAAGAAACAUUCGCUUAGAUUAGAAAAGGUCAACAGCAGCCAACCACUCCCAAAGCUAUCGAAUAAAUCAAAUUUAGUCACCCUCCCGGAUGGCACAAAGGCAAUAGCACACUCACAGUGGCUCUGGUAUACACCUGAGAGCACACCUGCUCAAUUCUCGGAAGCCUCCACAGACAAUCUCCAUAACGUUCUUCCACCUCACAACAGCAUGAGGGCUGAGAAGAAGCAGGCACACCUUGACCAAGUCAAAUUCAACAGAGAGAAUAGAGAAGUUCCAAAGGUCGCACCUCCUAAGGAUCUCCUCGAUGGCUUCCAGGCUCCUAGUGAACUCCACACCUCCGUCAAAGACGGUCUCUCCAGACAUAGACAGCAGCAAAAAGUGGUGAAAAAUCUCAAAUACUGGCAGAAAGUAGCAGGAAAAGUCAGUAUAGCCGAAGAGGCGUUCAGGAAAGGUCAAGAAAGUGCCCGCUAGAUACUUAUUUCUCUGUAUUAUUCUAUAUGCAUAAAUUAUCACUUAAUUCGUCAGUGCAACUUUGUCUUCAAGUGGCUCAUUAGUUGGUGGUGAUGGAAGUUCCUGUGGUGUUUCCUCCACAGUCUCUUCGCUCUUCUUACUCUCUUCAAAGAGUUGCCUGUAUUCCGCUUCGAUCUCAUCUUCCAUUUCAGUACUAAUUUCUGCGCCGCCAGGACGAGCAAUUGCUUGUUCAAUCUCGUUGUGAUCUGCGAGAGUAUCUGAGAGGCUGUCCAUCGUAUUCUCCACCCUGUCUCUGUCCAAUUCUGGGGCUUUAAGGAGCGUCUUGAGGGUAUC
Molecule: messenger RNA, 965 nt
Organism: Wallemia mellicola CBS 633.66
Lineage: Eukaryota; Fungi; Basidiomycota; Wallemiomycetes; Wallemiales; Wallemiaceae
Exons: 2
Coding region: 15-632 (205 amino acids)
Source: RefSeq, a predicted model, not a curated record